AGCACUUAACAGCAGUGUGUCUGCCACAACCCACUCCUCUUGACAAAGCCCAGGCUCACACUGAAAGUAGUAAAAGCUGCCAGGGUUACAGAGCAAUGACCGGUCUCAUUGAGGGAAUUGAGAAGUUCGACAGUCCCGGGAAGGGACGAGGACUCCGGGUUACCAAGGCCUUUAAAGUCGGAGAGCUCCUGUUUUCCAGCCCACCAUACUCCUAUGUGCUGUCAGUCGAAGAGAGAGGCAACUACUGCGAGUUCUGCUUCACCAGGAAAGAAGGCUUGGCAAGAUGCGGGAAGUGCAAGAAAGCUUUUUACUGCAAUGCAAAGUGCCAGAAAGGAGACUGGGCCAUGCACAAGCUGGAGUGUUCAGCUAUGAAUGCAUUUGGAGAGAACUGGUGCCCAUCAGACACGACCCGCCUUGUUGCUCGAAUCCUUGCUAAGAAGAAAAUGAUGAAAGAGCGAUGUGUAUCGGAGAAGAUGUUGCUCAUUGAAGAGCUGCAGUCGCAUUUAGAGGAUGAAGAUAAUGAAAAAAGAGAGAGAAACGACACCGACAUUGCUGCCCUCCAUCGAUUUUACCCUAAACAUUUGGAGUUGCCUGACAACAAAGACCUGCUUACACUCUACUCCCAGGUUGCCUGUAAUGGUUUUACAAUAGAAGAUGAUGAACUGUCCCACAUUGGUACUGCAGUCUAUCCAGAUGUGGCACUUAUAAACCACAGCUGUCUUCCCAGCGUCAUAGUAACGUAUGACGGCACGUCGGCUGAAGUCCGGGCGGUGCAGGACAUGAAACCUGGAGAUGAAGUUCUCAUCAGCUACAUAGACCUACUUUAUCCAACAGAUGAUCGAAACAACAGGCUGAGGGAGUGCUAUUACUUCACCUGUGAUUGCUUGGAAUGCAAAACCAAGUCCAAAGAUAAGGCAAAGCUGAAAAUUCGCAAGCAGAGAGAUCCAGUUGAGCCACACGCGGUCAACAACAUGAUCCGCUACGCCAGGAACACUGUCAGGGAAUUCAGGGCUCUAAAACAUGUCAAAACUCCUAGUGAGUUGCUGGACAUGUGUGAGCAGAGCCUGGAGAAAAUGGGAGCGGUCUUUGAUGACUCCAACGUCUACAUGCUCCACAUGACGUACCAGGCCAUGGGGGUUUGCAUUUACAUGCAGGACGCAGAUGGAGCUAUCAGAUACGGCGAGAAGAUCCUCAAACCUUACAGCAAGCUUUAUCCGCCCUACUCGCUGAAUGUGUCCUCAAUGUACCUGAAGAUGGGCAGAAUCUACAUGAAUAUGGACAGGAACUCAGAGGGCAUCAGUGCUCUCAAGAAGGCAAUGGCUAUAAUGGAGGUGGCUCAUGGAAAGAAUCACCCUUUCCUCAAAGACUUACGUAAAGAGAUUGGACAAAAGUGAAGACAACAUUGGGACUGAUUUGAUCUGAGCUUCAUGGAACUGCAGAGGCCACCAGAAAGUACUUCAAGAAUUCAAGACACCAAGAACUUUAGCAAGUUCCUCAGGAACCACGGACCAUCCACCGUACUUAAGAACUUCCCUACGUGUUCAUUACUUGUGCCCAAGAAUGCGUCAUUCUCAUUUGACCGAAGAACGACAUUCCAGCUCAUCCCAGUAAAGCUUUAGGAAACUGCAUGUUAACAUUUCUGAUGGUAGAACAUGAACUGUCACCCCAAACCAGCCAGCAGGCAUGAUAAAAACAUCAUUUAAUGGUUGUUAAGGAAACGUUUUGUUGCAGUUUUCUAACAGCGAGUUUUAGUGAUUUAUUUCUACCUCCUUGCUCACUGUGUACAGUCAUAAGAUAAAUAUGGGUCUUUGGCCAGCCUGUUAGCCAGAAAUAUUGGCUUAUGUAUCAUAUUACAGUUCUACCCCACGAAAACUUAAAGUGAUUAAUUACUAAUUCAAAUUUCCCUGGAUUUUCCCCCAGCUGGAUAACUUUACUCAAAGUAAGCAAUGGGUUUUCUACAUGUCUCACUGUGAGAUUAUGUCACUGCAAUAAAAGGUUAAUUCAUUUUAAGGAUUUAUAGAGAUCUUUAACAGAGCCAGCAAAAGAAAAAAAAAUGUAGCUGGCAUCGUAUGCUUAGCCAUUACAUAACCUUCAAAAGGUUCCUGCACUCGGUUCUACAAUGGCCUUUUGCUCGGCCUCG
Messenger RNA from Poecilia reticulata (guppy), 2140 nucleotides. Its product is annotated as N-lysine methyltransferase SMYD2. Lineage: Eukaryota; Metazoa; Chordata; Actinopteri; Cyprinodontiformes; Poeciliidae. The record is from RefSeq and is a predicted model, not a curated record. Gene Ontology annotation, molecular function: protein binding. Gene Ontology annotation, cellular component: nucleus.